GCGAGAUAUCUGUGUUGGAAUUGGGGUCUCCAUCAUCGCGGGGGACCCCGGCCAGAUGCUUGAUUCAACUUGGCAGGUCGCUUUGCCCCCCUGCACUGCCCUGCCGUGGUUACCAUGACAUAUCCCGGCUCAAGCCCGGACGGUCAACCGUCAAGAUGCGGAAGGUGGAGGAUGCCCGGUUCUGCAACCCUUCCCUUCGCCUUCUCGCGUGCCACCACCACCACCACCACCACCACCACCCCAAUUUCUAUUGCUCACAACCUAACUCAACCGUGGGAGGUGGUUGGCUUCCUCCAGUUGGCUCCAGUCAUCGGUUACAUUCCCAGCGGCCAAUGGCACGGCGGAUGACAACCAGGAACGACAAGUAAAAAGUCAAUUCGUGUUCCCGUCCCAACAGCUCCUUCCAUGUUCGGAGAAUUAUACUUGGGCCAAGUGGAUCUAUCAAACGAUCCACGUCUGUCGGGUUGGCGAUAUAAGAGCGCCCGUUGGUCCCGUCACAAGUCAUGGCCGCCCUCCCUUCCUCUCCUCCCACCCUCUCUUCACCCUCCCCCUUCUUGCCCUCACCUCUUGCUCCCCGCGAGUGAGGCAAGAUCACCGGCAACAUGAGGUUCUUCUCCGCCGCCACCGCGCUUCUAGCGGCCGCCUCCACCGCCCAUGCCGCCUUCUUCAAGACCCUCGGCAUGGAAAUCGGCCCCAUCGACGACCACAUCGAGUCCCUCAACAAGCGCGCCGAAGUCGAGGGCACUUCCGGCUACGGCACCUUCGACCAGCUGAUCGACCACAACACCCCCGAGCUCGGCACCUUCAAGCAGCGUUUCUGGUAUGGCUUCCAAUACUGGAAGGGCCCCGGCUCGCCCAUCAUCCUCGUCAACCCCGGCGAGCAGGCCGCCGAUGGUUUCAACAAGUCGUACCUCUCCGACCAGCGUCUGGCCGGCUGGAUGGCCAAGGACAUGGGCGCAGCCGUGGUGAUCAUGGAGCACAGAUACUGGGGCAACUCCAGCCCCUUCGACGAGUUGACAGUCAAGAAUCUGCAGUAUUUGACGCUGGAGAACUCGUUGAAGGACAUCAACUACUUUGCCGAGCACAUUGACCUGCCCUUCGACAAGACCAACGGCAGCAAGCCUGCCAACGCCCCCUGGAUCUUCUCCGGUGGUUCGUACUCGGGCGCCCUGGCCGGUUGGCUGGAGGCGCUGUACCCGGGCACCUUCUGGGCGUAUCAUGGCACUUCUGGUGUGGUCGAAACCCUAGGACACUUUUGGACCUAUUUCGUCCCUGUCCUGGAAGCGACGCCGCAGAACUGCACCAAGGAUUUGACCGCUGUUAUUGACUAUGUCGAUUCCGUGUUGCUGCAUGGUACUCCCAAGGCCAAGCGUGAGCUCAAGUCCAAGUUCAAGCUGCAGAACUUGACUGAUGCCGAUUUUGCUUCUGCCAUUGAGAGCGGCCCCUGGAGCUGGCAAUCCACCCAGUUCUACUCGGAAAAGAUCACCGGUUACAACCCUUACUACCGCUUCUGCGACUACGUCGAGAACGUCUGGCCCAACUCGACCAACAAGGUCCCUGGGCCUCUCGGUGUUGGCAUCAAGAAGGCCCUCGACGGAUACGCCAAGUGGUUCGUCGAGGAAUCUCUUCCUGGCACCUGCGAGUCUUCUGGCUACGACGCUUUCAAGGGCGAGGAUAACGUUCUCUGCUUCCAGAACCAGAACGCUUCCAACCCCAUUUUCCACGACUUGUCGGUCGACAACGCCUACAACCGCCAGUGGAAUUGGUUCCUCUGCAAUGAGCCCUUCGAGUGGUGGCAAGACGGCGCCCCCCUCGGCCGCCCCUCCAUUGUCUCUCGCCUCGUCGACGCCGACUACUGGCGCAAGCAGUGUCCGUUGUGGUUCCCCGCCGAGAAGGGCUCCAACGCCACCUACGGCAUCAAGCAAGGCAAGCGCGCCGAGGACGUCAACAAGUGGACGGGCGGCUGGAAGCACACCAACGGCACGCGCAUCAUGCAGGCCAACGGUUCCCUUGAUCCCUGGAGAGACGUUACCCUGUCGUCCAAGUUCCGGCCCGGUGGUCCCUUCAAGGGCAACAAGAACCACCAGGUUCGCGUCAUCGAGGGCGGUACCCACUGCUCCGACUUUUACGGUCCCAACUGGAGCGCCAACGAGGGCAUCAAGAAGGUUGCAGAGGAGGAGGUUGCCCAGAUGGGACAGUGGGUGGCGGACUUUUACAAGAAAAGGGGGAUCACUCGGACUCGGUGAGGGAGAGGGUUGGAUGUUGCUGUACAUAUGAGUGUUGAGUACCUAUGAUUGAAUGCCUUCAUGUACAUACCUAAUGAGAGUAUAAACGUAAUGAUAGUAUUCUUCUCGACAGCUGGU
Neurospora crassa OR74A is the source of this 2363-nucleotide messenger RNA. Its product is annotated as serine peptidase. The record is from RefSeq and is a predicted model, not a curated record. Bases 603 to 2246 code for a protein of 547 amino acids. The transcript is spliced from 3 exons. Gene Ontology annotation, biological process: proteolysis. Gene Ontology annotation, molecular function: dipeptidyl-peptidase activity; serine-type exopeptidase activity. NCBI's taxonomy places the organism in Eukaryota, Fungi, Ascomycota, Sordariomycetes, Sordariales, Sordariaceae.